AUGUCCUUCACUCUCAAAACUUGUUUGGCAGAUUGCAGUCUGAGUGGCCAUUUUCCAACAGAAAUUCUCUUGUUGCCGAAAAUUCAAAGCAUUGACAUUUCAGAUAAUUGGGGACUUAAGGGUCAUUUGCCUGAAUUUCCAUCAAAUAGUGAUUUACGGAGUUUGUCGCUUUCUGGUACAAAUUUUAGUGGAAAACUACCUGAAUCAAUCGGUAACCUUCUUCUUUAUUUAGAUCUACGGGGUUGCAAUUUUAGAGGAUCAAUACCUUCUUCUUUAUUUACUCUUCCAUCAUUACAGAAACUGUAUCUCAGUGGAAAUCAAUUGGUUGGGAAAAUAGAUGAGUUCCCCAAUGCGUCUUUUUCAUUGAUUGAGGAAUUACGUUUAGGGAAUAAUUAUUUAACAGGAACAAUCCCCAAGUCAAUCCUUCAACUCCCAAGGCUUCAAGUGCUUUCUAUUGGAGACAAUAGCUUUAGUUCCAUGAAGCUUGACAUGUUCUUUCAACUCGACGACUUAAGGUUUCUCGUCCUAUCCAAUAUAAGCUUGUUAAUUGAAAGCGACAACACAAGUCUUACUAAAUUUCCCAAACUAGAGAUCCUAUUCCUAAGGUCAUGCAACCUUACUGAAUUUCCAGAAUUCAUCAAAACACAAGACAAGUUGACUUUUCUAGAUCUUUCUAACAACCAUAUCCACGGUGUUGUGCCUAAUUGGUUGUGGAAGAGCUCUCUUCAAUUUGUAAAUCUUUCUUUCAAUCCCAUUGAUUUUCCAAAACAGCUUCCCUUCGGUGAUGCAAACUUUUCUUUUCCAAAGAUGUUUGAAUUAUAUUUGAUAUCCUGUAACAUAAGUGCAUUUCCAGAGUUCUUAAGGAGUCUAGAAAACUUGGAUACACUCGACCUUUCAAAUAACAGGAUAAGUGGUGCAGUACCAAACUGGGUGUGGAAGAAAAGUUUGGGUUAUCUGAACCUUUCUAAGAACCAUCUCUCAUCUUUGGACCAACUUUUACCCAACCACAGUUUAACUUCUUUGCAAGGCUCCUUACCUUCACCCAUUUGCCUUGUGAGUCGACUUCGGUAUUUCGAUGCAUCUCAUAACAAUUUGAGCGGCCCAAUUCCAAAUUUCUUAGGUAAUCUGAGAGCUCUCGACUAUCUGGAUCUUCAUGGAAAUAACUUGAGCGGAACCUUACCAAAAUUUUCAAAAGCUUCCCGACUAUGGUUUCUCAAAGUUAGUGACAAUAGAUUAGAAGGGAAGCUGCCAAGAUCAUUGGAGAAAUGCACUGGACUUUAUGUUUUGGAUGUGGGAAACAACAUGAUGAGUGAUACCUUCCCUUUUUGGUUGGAGAAAUUACCUGAUUUGGCAGUUCUAAUAUUGCGGGGAAAUAGUUUCUAUGGUCAAAUUAAACAUUUGAAACAUAAAAUUGGUUUUCCAACUUUGGAUGUGUUAGACAUUGCUUCUAACCAAUUUUCUGGUGAACUAUCCAUUGAUUUCCUUAAUGCCACUCAACUAAGGUCGCUCAAAAUCGGUGGGAAUAAAUUGGAAGGGAAGCUGCCAACAUCAUUAGCCAAUUGCACAAAACUUGAGGUUCUGGACCUUGGAAACAAUAUGAUUCAUGAUACAUUCCCGUUUCAAUUGGAUAAGUUGCCUUCCUUGAAGGUUCUCAUUCUACGAGGCAACAGAUUUCAUGGUUCUGUCACAAAAUUUGACACUAAAUGUGGUUUUCCAAAGCUACGCAUUUUGGACAUUGCUUCCAACAACUUUUCAGGUGACUUGUCCAUUGAAUUUUUGCAAAGUUUGAAGGCAAUGAGGCAGAUGACUAAUGGUGACAAAGCACUGCGGGAGUACAUCGGAGAGGACUACUAUCAAGACUCAGUGACGAUUGUCAACAAAGGGAUCGAAAUGGUUUACGAGAAAGUCUUGACCAUUCUUACUUGUCUUGAUCUUUCCAACAACAGUUUCCGUGGGAGAAUACCUGAAGAAAUACAGAUCCUCAUGUCACUCAUAGUGCUAAACUUAUCAAACAACGGCUUCUCUGGCGAAAUCCCAUCAGCACUUGACAACCUAAAAGGCCUUGAGUCCUUGGAUCUCUCACAGAACAAACUGUCAGGAAAGAUUCCUCCACAGCUUGCAAGUCUAACUUUCCUGGAGGUACUGAACUUGUCUUACAAUCAACUUGAAGGGAGCAUACCACAAAGCAACCAAUUCAAUACAUUUUCAAAUGAUUCUUACCGGGGGAACUCAAAAUUAUGUGGGCGACCAUUGUUAAGGGGAUGCAAUGAUGUUGGUCCUCCAAUGCCAUCUCCUCCAAGGGAAGAUGAAGAAGAUUCAUGGUUAGAUGUUAUGUCUAUUUGGCAAAUUGCUUUGGUAGGAUAUGCUAGUGGUUUGGUCGUUGGGCUAUGUAUUGGAUAUACAGUGCUGAAUGAGUUGGGGAACAAAUGGGUUUACAAGUUCAGAAUGUAUGGGAAAAGAAACAGAAGAACAAGGUGACUCACCAUCAAAAUUCAUGUUUCAAAAUCAUCAGGAUGAACUUGAAGCAGAACAUGCAAUCUGCAAUAUGAAAUUGUGAUAACUUUCAAAUUAUUGUGAUUGAUGUUGAAAAGAUCAUUGAUUGGGAGAAUACGUCUCCGAAUCAAGUUGAAAUCCUAUUCAGCCGGAUCAUGCGGUUGGUAAAGAUUCACAUAACAAUGAUAAAUGGAUUAGGAAUUGCCGGUUAGGGAGUUGCUGGAACUGAAACAGAUGAAACAAUGUUAGACAGGUAGUUUCAGCCCCUUUUCCCUUAUUCCCAUGAACUGCUGUGUUGUCGGAUUCACGUUGUCCGGGAAAUUGCAAGAUGCUGUAACAACAGCUAAUCUGCUUCUGACUCUAACUCAGAUGUUGAGAAAGCUUGGAGUUGAGUUUCAUGAUGAGGUCUAUGAUCAUAAAUCUCAAACACGGUAUGUUUUACCAUCAAUAAUAUCUGUUUUAUAGGAUUUGAUCAUCAUUGUAGUUACUU
Molecule: messenger RNA, 2983 nt
Organism: Hibiscus syriacus
Lineage: Eukaryota; Viridiplantae; Streptophyta; Magnoliopsida; Malvales; Malvaceae
Product: receptor-like protein 7
Exons: 3
Coding region: 1-2478 (825 amino acids)
Molecular function (GO): protein binding
Source: RefSeq, a predicted model, not a curated record